AUGGCUGUUAAUUUGCAUAUGCUGGUGUCAAGCAUCCCAGGGUGCGACGGUAGCCGUGGCCGUGGGCUCCCAGGACCUUGCGGGUGCAGAGCAGAGCGGGAGAGGAGCAGGAAGAGGGCAGAAGUUUUGGAGGACUUGGCCGAACAGGAGACCACUGGACAUAGAGCAGAGUACCAACAUCGCUAUAUUUUCAGAUUUUGUGAUCGCCUUGAAUUAGCAAGUUUACAGUGCUUGAAUGAAACACUCACAUCAUCUACAAAAGAAGUAGGAAAGGCUUCUCAGGAAAAACAGAUAGAAGAAAUAAAGGAGCAAAUUAGAAAAGAGAAAGAGGAAGCUGAGGCUCGUAUGCGACAACCAUCUACGAAUGCAAAGAAGUCAGCUGGUGGAGGUGGAAAUGGCAGUAAAAACUGGUCAGAAGAUGAUCUGCAGUUACUAAUUAAAGCUGUGAACCUCUUCCCUGCUGGAACAAAUUCAAGAUGGGAAGUUAUUGCUAAUUACAUGAACAUACAUUCUUCUUCUGGAGUCAAGAGAACCGCCAAAGAUGUUAUCAGCAAAGCAGAAAGCCUUCAAAAACUUGACCCUCAUCAAAAAGAUGACAUAAACAAAAAGGCUUUUGAUAAAUUUAAAGAAGAACAUGGAGUAGUGCCUCAAGCAGACAAUGCAACACCUUCAGAACGAUUUGAAGGUCCAUGCACAGAUUUCACCCCUUGGACAAGAAAAGACCAGAAGCUUUUGGAACAAGCCUUGAAAACAUACCCAGUACAUACACCUGAAAGAUGGGAGAAAAUAGCGGAAGCAGUGCCUGGCAGGACAAAGAAGGACUACGUGAAACAAUAUAAGGAACUUGACGAGAUGGUAAAAUCAAAGAAAGCUGCUCAAGAGCAAGUACUAAAUGCAAGUAGAACCAAGAAAUGACUUAAGACAAUCUUUGUUGUGUGUUCAUUUUUAUAAUAAAACUGAAAACACUUUACAAGUUUUCAUUCUUAUAAUUGUACUUAUGGAGAUAAUUUGCAAGUGUGCUGUUCCAACAUAGUUUCUCCAGAGAGCUACCAUUCACUGUGGUAGCAUUAUCCGUUGAAAGUUUGAUGCAGUAUUUCAUUCAAAUUUCCAAGUACGUAUGUUCAUUUUUAUGUUUUCCUUUGGGGACUGAGAGCUUAAAACUUGCCAGUCUCUAUUAGUUUUAUAAAUAUGUAUGUU
This is a messenger RNA of Myotis daubentonii (Daubenton's bat), 1197 nucleotides long. RefSeq names its product dnaJ homolog subfamily C member 2-like. The transcript is spliced from 3 exons. The record is from RefSeq and is a predicted model, not a curated record. NCBI's taxonomy places the organism in Eukaryota, Metazoa, Chordata, Mammalia, Chiroptera, Vespertilionidae. Bases 1 to 915 code for a protein of 304 amino acids.